UAUAAAGAUUUUCAAUGGUAAUCGCCGGUUCGGCGGUGUCAUUUCCCCUGGUCCACAUACAAAAACAAUUAGGGCCAGCAAUUGAAUAACGAUUUUGGGGAUAAUAAUCUUUGAAAACCCCAAUUUUUUGAUUAUUGAUUUCAAUUUAUUCUCACCCACUAUUCAAUUUCAUGCCCCCUUUUCGUCAUUUUUCCUCUCGUCUUCGCACUUCCGAAAUCUGAAAGUUCAGCAAUUAUCGCUACCCACCUGUGAUUGAAGUGGGUUUUAUAAGAUCAUAACAUUGUUGAUUUGAGUAGCAAUUCAUUAUGGGUUGUAAGGGGUUUUUGGAGUGUUUAUUGAAGCUCCUAAACUUCUUGUUGACACUUCUUGGUCUUGCCAUGGUCGGAUAUGGGAUUUACAUGUUUGUUAUGUUCAAAAAUGCAAACGAUGAUUGGGAUCCGCUACAUGGAGAAUCGAUACAGCUUGGUCGCCCGAUGCUAAUGGCCGUCUCACUGUCAAGCAACAAGAUCUUUGAUAACUUGCCUACUGCUUGGUUCAUUUAUCUCUUUGUCGGCAUUGGUGCGCUUCUCUUUGUCAUAUCUUGUUUUGGUUGCAUUGGAGCAGCAACUCGAAGUGGAUGUUGCCUAACUUGCUACUCGCUACUUGUGAUUUUGUUAAUACUGGCGGAACUGGGAUGUGCCGCUUUCAUCUUCUUUGACAAAAGCUGGAGAGCCGAGAUCCCGGUUGACAAAACUGGAGAAUUUGACACGAUGUAUAGAUUUCUUGAGAAGAAUUGGAAUAUAUGCAGAUGGGUUGCACUUGGCGCUGUUAUAUUGGAGGUUCUUGUAUUCUUGUUAGCACUUAUGGUUCGGGCUGCAAAUAGUCCAUCAGAUUAUGAUAGCGAUGAGGAGUACAUCGAUGGUCCAAGGCAGCAACGGCAGCCAUUGAUCAGUAGGCAACCCGUUCCUUCUCAGGUUGCUCCUGGAACCCUCGAUAGCCGUCCAAGCAGAAACGAUGCAUGGAGUGCACGGAUGAGGGAGAAGUAUGGACUUGAUACAUCGGAGUUCACAUACAACCCGAACGAGCCAAACAGGUACCAGCAGGUCAGCAUGCAAGCAACGGAGGAGAAAAGCCGAUGCACCAUCAUGUAACCAUGAGAGAAAGUUGUGUUUUCUUUCUGAAACCCAAUUUUUUGUUCUAUUGAUUGAUGUUUGUAUGUUGUUGCUGUUGUUGUUGUUCAGCAGCAGCAGCAGCAGCAGCAUAACAUUUUAUUGUUGAGUGUGUAUAACAACACAGUUUCAGGAGCUUCACUCUUUUGUGUUUUUUUUUUACUUGAAUGUUAAUUGUCUUCUUUUUAAUCUUGGUUUUCAAUGUUAUGAUUCUAUGCCUUGAAUGGCAUGGUGAGUAAAAA
Messenger RNA from Cynara cardunculus var. scolymus (artichoke), 1390 nucleotides. RefSeq names its product tobamovirus multiplication protein 2A-like. The transcript is spliced from 7 exons. Gene Ontology annotation, cellular component: membrane. NCBI's taxonomy places the organism in Eukaryota, Viridiplantae, Streptophyta, Magnoliopsida, Asterales, Asteraceae. The coding region runs from base 306 to 1130 and encodes 274 amino acids. The record is from RefSeq and is a predicted model, not a curated record.